AUGGCUCUAGAAGCACUUAACUCACCCACCACUACUUCUACUACCCCAAAUUUAACGUUCAAUGAACCAUCUCUUCGUGACUCUGAACCAUGGACCAAACGAAAACGUUCUAAGCGUUCACGUUCUUGCACUGAAGAAGAGUAUCUCGCUCUCUGUCUCAUCAUGCUAGCUCGCGGAACCACCACCACCACCACGACCAACCGCCACAGUUUCAAACCAUUACCAACAACAACAACAACAACAACCGCUGACAACAACAUCAAGCUGAGUUACAAAUGUUCUGUCUGCAACAAAGAGUUCUCUUCUUAUCAAGCACUCGGUGGACAUAAAGCAAGUCACAGGAAACACUCUACCAACUGUGGUGAUGACCAUUCAACUUCCUCAAAUUCUGCUAACGCCGCUACCACCGUUGUAAGCGGUGGCGGUGUUAGAUCUCAUGAAUGUUCGAUUUGUCAUAAGUCGUUUCCGACAGGACAGGCUUUGGGUGGACACAAACGUUGUCACUACGAUGGCGGUGGUGCUGUAACUGUAACUAACUCAGAAGGUGUGGGGUCCACACAUACUGUUUCUCAUAGUCAUAAUCAUAGUCACCGAGGUUUCGAUCUGAACAUCCCCGCUUUUCCGGAGUUUGGUGACAAGGUCGGAGAAGACGAGGUUGAGAGUCCUCACCCUGUGAUGAUGAUGAAGAAGAAGCCUCGUGUUUUCGUGGUGCCCAAGAUUGAAAUUCCUCAUCACUAA
Molecule: messenger RNA, 738 nt
Organism: Vicia faba (fava bean)
Lineage: Eukaryota; Viridiplantae; Streptophyta; Magnoliopsida; Fabales; Fabaceae
Source: the annotation of a GenBank genome assembly